Messenger RNA from Oncorhynchus tshawytscha (Chinook salmon), 1261 nucleotides. Its product is annotated as natriuretic peptides A-like. Gene Ontology annotation, biological process: neuropeptide signaling pathway; receptor guanylyl cyclase signaling pathway; cGMP biosynthetic process. NCBI's taxonomy places the organism in Eukaryota, Metazoa, Chordata, Actinopteri, Salmoniformes, Salmonidae. Gene Ontology annotation, molecular function: hormone activity; hormone receptor binding. The transcript is spliced from 2 exons. Bases 42 to 494 code for a protein of 150 amino acids. The record is from RefSeq and is a predicted model, not a curated record. Gene Ontology annotation, cellular component: cytoplasm; extracellular region; nucleus.
UGGCUAACAACUUGCCUUAGCACUAACAAACCACAGCCUAAAUGGAAUCAAGCAUGGUGAGGACUGCCGUCUCAUGGGGACUUCUGCUCCUGCUUUGUCAACAGACGCUGGUGGCGGCCCAUGUGUUGGGCAGACCAUACCCUGAGAGCGACUUGGCCCAAUUGAAGAAUCUACUGGAGCGAUUCGAGGAGACCUUGGCUGCAGUGGCCACAGCAGAUGACCCUGCAGUGGACUACGAGGGCCCCAACCCAGAGCCUGAACACAGUAAGGCUAGCCCAGAGUGGGACAGGGCCCCAGAGGCCCCACAGAGGCUCUCAGACGUCCGGGAGCUAGCUGCAGACGAGAGCUACAGCAGGGCCCAGAGUCAAAGGAGCCGGCUGCAGGACCUGCUCAUGGCCACCAGGAGUAAAGCUGUGUCUGGGUGCUUCGGAGCCAGGAUGGACCGCAUCGGGACCUCGAGCGGUUUAGGCUGCAGUCCUAAAAGACGUAGCUAGUCAGUUGAUGUAUAUACAGUACACAGAAAAACACAUGUAGGUGUUUUAACUUGAAAAGAUGAGACCCCCCCCCCUCUUAAGAUGUCAACUUAUAAUCAACUAAAACAACUUACAGACCCAGUGCAGUCAAACAUUUUAUUUUCCAGGGCUUUAUAUAUAUAUUUUUCUCUCACUGAGGUUGGAAUAAUACUCUGAAAUAAAUGAAAAUUAUGAUAAUGCCCCUUUAGUGUAAGAGCUGUUUGAAAAGACUGCCUGAAAUUUCAGCCUGUUUUGGUGGGAUGGAGUUUUAGCCUUCCAUGGUAAUGCCACAUACGGUAAAUUGGUUAAUAUACCAAUGAGAGCGUUCCGAACAUCCUUGCCAAUAACAGCACAUUUUCAGAUUUCACCUCCCCACUCAGACCACUCCCAGACAGUCCCAACAAAAUUAUUGCUUGAGAAAUGUAUCUUUUCUAAGAGGCUAUUUUUGUUUAUUUUCUACCAUUUUAAUUUAAAACAAACAAUCACUGUAAGGUACUUAAUUGUUACCCAGAAAUGAUUUGACCUUUAACAAUUGAAAUCAUAGAGGCACAUUGACUGGGCCAGUCAAAGGGUACCCACCCCUCUAAUGCAUGCCGACAGUAUUGUCAGUGGAGGAGGAGAGAGGGUGUAGUGACACACAGCGUUGGUGAUGUGCAAGACUAGCAGGAGGUAUGUUUUGUAAAUUCAUUUGAUCAAGCUAUGUAUGUAGCCAAUUGAUUAUUUCUUGACGAAUAAAAACAUAAUAAUAA